AUGGUUGCAUUUUGCAUAAAAGGAGACGCGUUGUUGACGUUGCUUUGGUUGAACUAUGUGUGUGUGACAGCCGCGCAAUAUGAAAACUACAAUCAUAAAAAUGUCACCACAGAGGAGCUCAUGUCGCUUACAACUGCGUAUGGAUUGGCUUUGGACCAUUACGCAGCAGAGAGGUGGACUGAAUCGAUCGAAUAUUUGGAAUUGAGUUUGCGUUUGCGUCGGCUUCUCAAAGACAGUGCGAGGCACUGCCUGCUGCACUGCGAUAGUACCAAACAUGAAGAACCGUCUACGGAAAACCAGGACCUCCAAGUCUACUGGCACGUUAUGAUGAGAGCGUCCUGCCAGAAGAAGUGCAGAGGGCAUUUCCCCGCGUUGCAGCUCCCUCCUCCCGGCAGAGAGAUCCUGGAAGAUUUCAGCAGAAGGUCUCCAUACCGAUACCUGCACUUUGCUUACUCCAGGUUGAAUGACCUGCAGAGGGCCGUCCCGUGUGCCUACACCUACCUCCAGAAGAACCCCGGGGACCAGGAGAUGCACCAGCUGAUGGAGGAGUAUAAGAGCCAGUACGACCUGAGUGGCUACCUCACCGACCACGAAGAACAACCAUAUGAGGCUUCCUUUCUGAGAGGAGUGAAACUCAUCAAUUCAGGGGACUACAGCAGCAGUAUUGACCACACGGAGGCAGCUCUGAGACUCUAUCUCCAUGAGUAUGACCUCUGUCAGGCAGACUGUGAAGGGAUCAAUCAACUUUCACCACACAGUGACUUCUAUACAGUCGUAGCAGAUAUUUAUGUUGGCGCAUUACACUGUAAACUGAAGUGUGAAGAAAACUUGAUGCCUAAUGUUGGUGGUUAUUUUGUGGACAAGUUUGUGGCCACUAUAUACCAUUACCUUCAGUAUGCCUAUUAUAAGUUGAACGACGGCCGCAGUGCGUUGCCCUGUGCUUACAGCUACUUCCUGUUUGAACCAGAGGACCCGAUCAUGAAGCAGAACCUGCAGUAUUAUAAAGCCUACAGUGAGCAGUGGGGCCUUCAGCCCGACCACUUCACACCCAGGAUGGAGGCUGUAAGACACUACAACCACACAGUCACUCUAAAGCAGAUGCUGACAUCUGCAGAGAAGUACUUAAAGUCAAUUGAUGAGGAAGCAACACUUUUGUCCUCCGAGUCUCCCGAUGUUGAGUUUGAAGGGAUGGGAGACUACGAGGAGUCGAUCUACGCUGACUGGAGACAGCCGAAGGGCAAAGGAGACGCUGGGGCAGCAGACUGGACACCGUGUAAGGAAGACAGGACUGCGAAGAGAUACAACUCAGACUCACGAAGAUCUGGAAAGAGAAGAGGAAGGAAGCACGGAGAGAAGAAGAGGGGAAGAUAA
Messenger RNA from Cyclopterus lumpus (lumpfish), 1371 nucleotides. Its product is annotated as endoplasmic reticulum protein SC65-like. The transcript has 8 exons. Gene Ontology annotation, cellular component: endoplasmic reticulum. Lineage: Eukaryota; Metazoa; Chordata; Actinopteri; Perciformes; Cyclopteridae. Gene Ontology annotation, molecular function: collagen binding; protein binding. The record is from RefSeq and is a predicted model, not a curated record. The coding region runs from base 1 to 1371 and encodes 456 amino acids. Gene Ontology annotation, biological process: collagen fibril organization; peptidyl-lysine hydroxylation.